This is a messenger RNA of Rasamsonia emersonii CBS 393.64, 1440 nucleotides long. RefSeq names its product Cell cycle protein kinase. NCBI's taxonomy places the organism in Eukaryota, Fungi, Ascomycota, Eurotiomycetes, Eurotiales, Trichocomaceae. The record is from RefSeq and is a predicted model, not a curated record. The transcript is spliced from 4 exons. Gene Ontology annotation, cellular component: nucleus. Bases 1 to 1440 code for a protein of 479 amino acids. Gene Ontology annotation, biological process: mitotic DNA damage checkpoint signaling; protein phosphorylation. Gene Ontology annotation, molecular function: protein serine/threonine kinase activity; ATP binding.
AUGUUGAAUGUACAGGGAGCGGAUUCGUUUAGAGCCCACGAAGACGCUUCGCGUCAGUUGUCGAGUGAAGUCAACGGAACUGGCAAAGACAGAGUACCCAAGGAGAGCAAUGCUUCCCCGAAUGAUCCUGCGGAAAGUGACAAUGAAUACGAGAUUCCUGAGGAAGAUGUUGAUGAGUCGGUCAAAGAGGAUAUGAGGAAGCUUGAGGAGACAUUUCCUGGAAUUUCAGAGCAAUUUCGCCUGGUCAAUCGAAUUGGAGAGGCCGAAGACCUCCUCUACGAUCGCUAUCAGAAUGACUGGGAUCUCGACAAGGAUCUUGACAAUGAUCAGUGGGAGGCUCCUCCGUCCAAAAAGCGCAGACUGGGCGAUAAUCCGGGGGAGUCGUUGUCCAGUAACCGGAAAAAGAAACCUCGAUAUGUGGCACUAAAGAAGAUUUAUGUGACGAGCAGCCCACUCCGGAUCCAAAACGAACUCGAACUAUUGCAUGAUCUUCGAGGAUGCAAGAAUGUAUGCCCGCUGAUCACGGCUUUCCGGCAUCAGGACCAAGUGGUCGCAGUUUUGCCCUUCUUUCCGCACACCGACUUUCGCAUCCAAUACCGCACGUUCAUGGUUGCUGAUAUGCGCCAUUAUUUCCGUUCUCUGUUUACAGCGUUAGCCUCAGUUCAUAAACACGGCAUCUUGCACCGGGAUAUCAAGCCUACAAAUUUUCUUUACAAUCCUGAACGUCGAGAGGGAGUCUUAGUUGAUUUUGGGCUGGCAGAGGGAUCUGAUUAUAGUGGGCCAUGUCUCUGUACCUAUCCCCCCCAUAUACGCAGACAAAAGCUGCUAGGAAGCUACUACUCUUCCCAUUCAGCGACGCAGUCAACGGGGUAUCCCAAGAACGAUUCAAGACCAUCACGACGAGCAAACCGAGCUGGCACCCGUGGGUUUCGAGCUCCAGAAGUGCUUUUCAAGUGCACUUCUCAGACAACGAAGAUAGACAUGUGGUCUGCCGGAGUGAUUCUGCUCACCUUACUCGGCAGACGCUUCCCCUUCUUCAAUUCUGCAGAUGACGUCGAUGCAAUGAUUGAAAUGGCAAGCAUUUUCGGUACUCGCCGCAUGAAGGCAGCUGCAGCAAUGCAUGGGCAGAUCUUUGAAACAAACAUCCCUACAAUUGGAGAGAAGGGUUACGGCUGGGAGAAGCUGGUGAUCUGGUCGAGUUGUGUGCAGGACCUCACCGAGAGUGAGAAACAGGCCAUUCGUCUACUUAGCGGGCUCAUGGAGUUGGACCCCACCAAGCGGCUCAGCGCCCGAGAAGCGCUGCAGCAUGAGUUCUUUACAGAUCCUAUUGAUCACGACGUGGAAUGGGGCGGUCACCCCGAAAGCAACGAUGAAGGCGGAGAGUCUUCCGGCGAUGAUGAUGAGGCAGCAGAAGGAAGGGAUGAAAUGGCCAUGCUUUGA